This is a messenger RNA of Diplodia corticola, 1239 nucleotides long. RefSeq names its product formamidase. Lineage: Eukaryota; Fungi; Ascomycota; Dothideomycetes; Botryosphaeriales; Botryosphaeriaceae. Gene Ontology annotation, molecular function: hydrolase activity, acting on carbon-nitrogen (but not peptide) bonds, in linear amides. The transcript has 6 exons. The record is from RefSeq and is a predicted model, not a curated record. Bases 1 to 1239 code for a protein of 412 amino acids.
AUGGCGAAGCACGUCCGGUACGCGGCGAAGGUUGACUUGAACAAAGAUGCCGCUGAGCAGCCGCAUCUACACAACCGCUGGCACCCCGACAUUCCGUUUGCCGGCAAGAUUAAGAAUGGCGAGGUGGUGAAGAUCGAAUGUUUAGACUGGACCGGAGGGCAAAUCAAGAACAACGACAGCGCAGACGACGUGAGGAAUGUCGACCUGACCAAAAUCCACUACUUGACCGGACCCUUUGAGGUCGAAACCGCCGAGCCCGGCGAUGUGCUCCUCGUCGAGAUCCAGGACGUGCAGCCAUUGGAGGAGCAACCCUGGGGUUUCACCGGCGUCUUCCACAAGGACAAUGGCGGCGGCUUUCUGGACGACAUUUACCCCGAGGCCGCCAAAGCCAUCUGGGACUUCGAAGGCAUCUUCUGCUCGUCGCGGCACAUCCCGGGCGUGCGCUUCGCGGGGCUCAUCCACCCGGGCAUCCUGGGCUGCGCGCCGUCGGCCGAGGUGCUGGCCGAGUGGAACCGGCGCGAGGGCGAGCUCAUCCAGACCAUGGACGGCUGCGGCCGCAUCGUCGCCCAGCCGCCGCAGCCGCAGAACGUGCACGCGGGCUCGGCGGACGCGGCGCUGGCGGCGAAGGUCGGCAAGGAGGGCGCCCGCACGAUUCCCGGCCGCCCCGAGCACGGCGGCAAUUGCGACAUCAAGAACUUGUCGAGGGGGAGCAAGGUCUUUCUUCCGGUGCAUGUCGAGGGUGCGAAGUUCAGCGUGGGCGAUUUGCACUUUUCUCAGGGCGAUGGCGAAAUCUCCUUCUGCGGCGCCAUCGAGAUGCCGGGCGUCAUCACACUCAAGCUUUCGGUGAUGAAGGGCGGCAUGGCGCAGCUGGGCAUGAAGUCGCCCAUCUACCAGCCGGGCCCCGUCGAGCCGCAGUUCGGGCCGGGACGCUACAUCUACUUCGAGGGCUUCAGCGUCGACGAGCACGGCAAGCAGCACUACAUGGACGCCACCGUCGCGUACCGCCAGACGGUCCUCCGCUGCGUCGAGUACCUGCGUCGGUACGGGUACAGCGACUAUCAGAUCUAUUUGCUGCUGAGCUGCGCGCCUGUACAGGGUCAUGUUGCGGGCAUCGUAGACAUUCCGAACGCUUGCACGACCAUGGGAUUGCCCAUGGAUAUCUUCGACUUUGACAUUUCGCCCGAGAAGCCCGCGGAGAAGAGAGAUUUGGGAGCUUGCGCUUUUGCUAGCGGCAAGUAG